CUGCACUACGGGACCCUGCUGGGCAGCAGAGCUUGUGCCACCAUGGCAGCAGCUGCCUGCGGCACGGGGCUUCUCUAUUCCCUGCUGCACACUGCCAAUACAUUUUCUCUGCCUCUGUGCCAAGGCAAUGCUGUGGAUCAGUUCUUCUGUGAAAUCCCCCACAUCCUCAAGCUCUCCUGCUCAGAUGCCUACCUCAGGGAAGUUGGGCUUAUUGUGCUUAGUGUCCCUAUGGAGUUUGGGUGUUUUGUCUUCAUUGUUGUGUCGUAUGUGCAGAUCUUCAGGGCCGUGCUGAGGAUGCCCUCUGAGCAGGGACGGCACAAAGCCUUCUCCACGUGCCUCCCUCACUUGGCUGUUGUCUCCUUGUUUCUCAGCACUGGUAUGGUUGCCUAUUUGAAACCCCACUCUGUCUCCUCCCCCUCUCUGGAUCUGGUGGUUUCAUUUCUGUACUCUGUGGUGCCUCAAGCACUGAACCCCCUCAUCUACAGCAUGAGGAACCAGGAGCUCAAGGAUGCUCUUUGGAAACUGAUGACCAAACGUCUUUUGAAAGCAAUGAACUGCCCAUCUUUAUCUGUAUAGGACUUGUAAUGUAG
Gallus gallus (chicken) is the source of this 590-nucleotide messenger RNA. RefSeq names its product olfactory receptor 14C36-like. The annotation marks the transcript as partial. NCBI's taxonomy places the organism in Eukaryota, Metazoa, Chordata, Aves, Galliformes, Phasianidae. Gene Ontology annotation, molecular function: olfactory receptor activity. Gene Ontology annotation, cellular component: membrane. The record is from RefSeq and is a predicted model, not a curated record. The transcript has a single exon. Gene Ontology annotation, biological process: G protein-coupled receptor signaling pathway.